UAGUGGCUUUUCAUUUACUCAAAAUGAGGUCGUUUGACGACUUUCUGAACUAUACCUCAAAUUAGUGGAAACCACAGAACGUGAAAACAGCAUCGUUGCGUCUUUAAUUGAAACUAUAAUAUAAAUGUAACAGCGUUUAUUUUAUAUUUGUACACAAACAAUGAAGAAGUUUAAUUUUCGAAAGGUUUUGGACGGCUUGACUGCCUCCUCCCCUGGCAGCGCUAGCGGAACUUCAACAUGCCCAGGUGGGACCACUGGUGUCCCUGCAGUAGGAGCGGCUCCCAAGGAAAUAGAAGUUCAAGAAACCCUCGCUUCGGAAAACUUUCAGAUCUCUAAGAUGGUACGUCAUGGCUUCCCAUAUCAGCCCACUGCCUUGGCUUUCGACCCAGUGCAAAAAAUCGUGGCCAUUGGAACGAGAACAGGAGGUGUGCGAAUAUUGGGCAGACCUGGCGUCGAUUGCUAUUGUCAGCAUGACAGUGAAGCAGCUGUUCUACACCUCCAGUUUCCAAUCAAUGAGGGAGCUCUUGUCACUGCAUGUGCUGAUGACACUCUUCACCUCUGGAACCUGCGACAAAAACGUCCAGCAAUCCUCCAUUCUCUCAAAUUCAACAGAGAGCGGAUUACAUUCUGCCAUAUUCCAUUCCAAAGUAAAUGGCUGUAUGUGGGAACAGAGAGAGGAAAUACACAUGUUGUAAAUAUUGAGUCCUUCAUCCUCUCAGGAUACAUCAUCAUGUGGAACAAGGCGAUAGAACUAGCAACAAAGACCCACCCCGGCCCAGUGGUGCACUUAAGUGACAGUCCCAGGGACGAGGGAAAGAUGCUGAUAGGCUUUGAAAGUGGAACAGUAGUGUUAUGGGACCUCCGAGCAAAAAAGCCAGACUUCAGAUUUUACUAUGAUGAGGCCAUUCAUUCUGUAAGCUGGCAUCAUGAAGGCAAGCAGUUCAUGUGCAGCCAUUCCGACGGAAGCCUGACCAUGUGGAAUCUGAAAAACACUGCCAAACCUUUCCAGAUCACCUUUCCACAUGCAAAAAGCCAGAGAGAUGGAAAGAAACCAGACCCAUGCAAACCAAUCCUGAAAGUGGAAUACAAGACAUCAAGGAGCAGGUGUCCAUUUAUCUUCUCGGAGGGCUGGGCAUAUGAUAAAGCAGGCCGAAGACCUAGCCUGACAAUCAUGCACGGUAAAUCUAUCACAGUGCUGGAAAUGGAUCACCCCAUAGUAGAAUUCUUAACACUUUGUGAAACUCCCUAUCCAAACGAAUUCCAGGAGCCUUAUGCAGUAGUUGUGCUGCUUGAAAAGGACUUUAUCGUUGUGGACCUAACACAAAGCCACUUUCCUAUCUUUGAAAACCCAUAUCCUAUGGAUAUUCAUGACUCGCCAGUUACCUGCACAGCAUACUUUGCUGACUGCCCUCCAGAGCUAAUUCCUGCUCUUUACUCUGUAGGUGCCAAACACAAAAAGCAAGGCUACAGCAAUAAGGAAUGGCCGGUAAGUGGUGGGACCUGGACACUGGGAACACAGACGUAUCCUGAAAUUAUUAUUACAGGGCAUGCUGACGGAUCACUAAAGUUUUGGGAUGGAUCUGCCAUAACCCUUGAGAUGCUGUACAAGCUGAAAACAUCCAAGGUGUUUGAAAAGCAGAAGGUGGGAGAGGGCAAGCAGGUAGCAGAGAUUGUGGAAGAGGACCCAUAUGCCAUACAGAUGAUCAGCUGGUGUCCUGAAAGCAGGAUCCUAUGCGUCACAGGCAUCUCAGCUCAUGUCAUACUUUACAGAUUCAGUAAACACGAGGCUACUACUGAAAUAGUGUCACUAGAGGUUAGGCUUCAGAAUGAUGUGGAGGACAUUAUCACCCCAGAGGUGACUGAGAAUAUCUCUCCAUACACUGAGCCUUCCCAGCCCAUUACAGGAAGUCCCAGCAAUGUCUCUCCAGAGGAAAUAAAGGACAGCAUCCCCUGCCUCAAGGUGAAGUCUCGUCCAGUAAAAAUGCCCCAAGGCUACCAGGCAGAAUUGGUAAUACAGCUGGUGUGGGUAGAUGGAGAGCCUCCCCAACAAAUAGCAAGCCUGGCUCUGAACUCGGCCUAUGGCUUGGUUGCGUUUGGGAAUUCCAAUGGCCUAGCUGUGGUGGAUUUCAUCCAGAAGACAGUUCUGCUCAGCAUGGGAACCAUUGACCUUUACGGUUCCAGUGACCCAUACCCGAGGCAGCUUCGCUCUCCACGCAGAAGCAAGCAGCCUACAGCAGGUCUGUCUGAGCUGUCUGACAGCCCUAUUUCCUUGGAGCUAGAACGCUGCAAGUCUCCCACAUCAGUUAAAGGACCAAGAAAGUUAAGUCUGCCGACAGAUCUUAAGACUGAUCUUGAUAAUGUAAAUGGACAUUGCACUAGCCCCACCUCACAGCCCUGCAGCACUGGGAAGCGCGUCUCUGCCACUGAAGGUGCUAAACUGAACCGCUGGGGUCCUAGCCGACCCCCUUUCCGAAAAGCACAGUCUGCUGCUUGCAUGGAGAUCUCUUUGCCUGCCUCCCACACAGAAGUAGGUUACGCAUCAAGACGGGCAAUGCUUCAGCAAUUACAUGGAAUCAGUAUUUACUCGCAAGAUGAACACCACUCUGCCAGUUACACAUGGAGUGAGAAAGAAAGCCGGGACAAUUCCUUCAGCCGCUCCCGUAGCUCCAGUGUGUCCAGCAUUGACAAGGAAUCCAAGGAAACCAUAACAGCACUGUACUUCAUGGACUCGUAUGGGCGUAAGAAUGAUGGGACCCUCUCGCCAUGCCUUUGGGUCGGGACCAGCCUAGGGGUUGUACUGGUCAUCUCUUUAAACCUGCCUUCUGGUGAGGAACAGAGGCAAAGUGAACCAGUCAUGGUGGCUCCCACUGGGACCGUGUUGAUGCUUAAAGGAGCACUGCUGACGUUUUCAUCUGUUGACUGUGCUGGUGUGCUGAUCCACCCUCCCUAUGAGGUGUGGAGGGAUCCGAACAGCAUGGAUGACAAUGAGAAACCCCGCAAGCGUAAACUUGUAACCUUCUCGCCCUCCUCUUCUCAGGAUAUGGGGGAUUACCAUUUUGCCGUCAUCUGUUCGGAGAAACAGGCCAAAGUCUACUCACUGCCUUCCCAAAACUGCCUUUAUGCACAUAGCAUCACAGAGUCGUCGUUUGUGCUCAGGGCAGAUGUUGUUACAGUUUGUAAUAGUGUUUGCCUGGCUUGCUUCUGUGCAAAUGGACAUAUCAUGACACUAAGCUUGCCUAGCCUUCGACCAAUGCUGGAUGUAAACUAUCUACCUUUGACAGACAUGAGGAUUGCUCGCACUUUCUGCUUUACAAAUGGAGGGCAGGCACUGUUCCUGAGCUCUCCUACAGAGAUCCAGCGCAUUACCUUCAGCCAGGAGAUGUGUGAAAACCUGCAGGACAUGUUGGGGUCUCAAGGACCAUUGUUUGCACCAGUGGAAACGCCAGAGGCUCAAAACAGAGGAUUUCUAAAAGGACUCUUUGGAGGAAGUGGACAAACAUUUGACAGGGAAGAACUCUUUGGGGAGGCAGCUGCAGGAAAGGCCUCGCGGAGUCUUGCACAGCAUAUUCCAGGCCCUGGGAGCAUGGAGGGGAUGAAGGCUGCUGCUGGAGGGGUAGUUGGAGACCUGGCAAGGGCCCGCAUCGCUUUGGAUGAGAGAGGACAGAGACUGGGCGAACUGGAGGAACGCACAGCUGCCAUGAUGGGGAGCGCAGAGUCAUUUUCCAAACAUGCUCAUGAGCUGAUGCUAAAAUGCAAGGACAAGAAGUGGUAUCAAUUGUAAUCUGCUGGGAGACACUUGGCUUCUUAAGUAUACUGUAAGCAGUUGGGGAAAUGGGCCUGAGCCAUGUCACUGGGAAGAAUAGUUAUCCUAGAUUCUUGUUUUGCCCCCAUGAAAUUAUUUGGAUUCAAUUUGUGGGAAAAGCUGUCCAAAGCCAACUGGUGGGACUUUGUUGUGUUGGACAUGAUAUUGCCAAACUUGGGUUAUUUUAAGAAUAUGUUCUCUGUUUUCCAUGUUCUGUGCUGCGUAAUUAUCACAGGACCCUUGGGAAAAUGCCUGGAAAAGAAAAAUAGUAAUAAGAGUACAGAUUAGUAUGCCGAUGCUCUUAUAUAAGAAAUAAAAACAAGAUUGCAUGAAACAAAAACGCAAACAAUAAACUGCCAUAUUAAAAAAAAAAAAAAGAAAAGCAUGUUACAAGAAAAAGUUUAUUUAAAAUAAAAAAGAAACUCAA
Polyodon spathula (Mississippi paddlefish) is the source of this 4229-nucleotide messenger RNA. Its product is annotated as syntaxin-binding protein 5-like. The record is from RefSeq and is a predicted model, not a curated record. Bases 161 to 3781 code for a protein of 1206 amino acids. Gene Ontology annotation, cellular component: cytoplasm; plasma membrane; SNARE complex. Gene Ontology annotation, biological process: regulation of exocytosis; regulation of protein secretion. The transcript is spliced from 28 exons. Gene Ontology annotation, molecular function: myosin II binding; GTPase activator activity; syntaxin binding. NCBI's taxonomy places the organism in Eukaryota, Metazoa, Chordata, Actinopteri, Acipenseriformes, Polyodontidae.